ACCAGCCGUUAUCCUCCUGGCCAUUUUCUGUUUUAACAGCUUCUCCUCCCCUGUUCUGAUCACUCCAUCUUUCUCUUUCCCUCAAUUUUGCAUUUUCCGAUCUCUCUACAGAUCCGACAUCCGAAUUGUAUCCGGGCCGUCCGAACCGAUACAAUGGCGGCAUCACGUCGUCUCCGAGAUCUCCAAGCACAAACUGGUAACAAGGUUUGUGUUGAUUGUUCUCAGAAGAAUCCACAAUGGGCCUCUGUUUCCUAUGGAGUUUUCAUGUGUUUGGAAUGCUCCGGCAAACACCGUGGGCUAGGUGUCCACAUUUCAUUCGUCCGAUCCGUUACCAUGGACUCAUGGUCCGAGAUCCAGCUCCGGAAAAUGGAGCUGGGAGGUAAUGACAAGUUGAACAAAUUCAUGAACCAAUAUGGAAUCCCAAAAGAAACUGAUAUUUUUACCAAAUACAAUACGAAAUCUGCUUCUGUUUAUCGUGAUAGGAUUCAAAAUCUGGCUGAGGGAAAACCUUGGCAGGAUCCACCUGUUGUGAAGGAAUCUGUAAAAGGUCCUAAUAGCAGCAGUAGCAGACCUCCGUUGAGUGGAAGUAGAAUUGGAAAUUCAGGUGGUAAUUCUGGUUGGGAUAAUUGGGAUAGUUUUGAUGAAGGUGGCGAUAGUAACAGUAGUAUGAGGAGAAAUCAGACAGUGGGUGAUUUUAGGAAUGGAGGAGGUAGUGGUGGUGGGCCUGCUAGGUCGAGGUCUACAGAUGAUGUUACAAUGGCGCAGUAUGAGGCGUCUGCCGCGAAUAAGGAUAAUUUUUUUGCUAGGAAAAUGGCUGAGAAUGACUCCCGGCCAGAGGGCCUUCCGCCCUCUCAAGGAGGGAAGUAUGUUGGAUUUGGAUCAAGUUCUGGCUCAAUGCCUAGGAAUAAUAAUAACAAUUCGCAAGGCGAUGUCUUUUCUGCUGUUACUCAGGGAUUCGGUAGGUUAUCUAUGAUAGCAGCCUCAGCGGCACAGUCGGCUGCAACUGUUGUUCAAGCAGGGACAAAAGAGUUUGGCUCUAAGGUGGCAGAGGGUGGUUAUGAUUACAAGAUGAAUGAAACAGUCAAUGUUGUCGCAACAAAAACAACUGAGAUUGGACAGAAGGGCUGGGGUAUCAUGAAGGGGGUCUUAGCUUUAGCUUCGCAGAAAGUUGAGGAAUUUGCUGAGGGUUCAAACCCGAGGGACGAUAGCUGGCAACAAAGUGAAAAUGAACGAAACGGCCAUUAUAAGGAAUCCAGUCAGGCAUCUAAAGGAUGGAAUUCUUCUGGAGGAGCACAAUCAUCUGGUAGGCAGGCCAAUUCGGUCAGCUCAGCGUCCUGGGAUGAUUGGGAUAGUAAAGACAACAGGAAAGAAAAUCCUACCGGAGGGGCUACAUCCAGUAAUGACGAUGGCUGGGCUGGUUGGGAUGAUGGUAAAGAUGAUGGAUUUGAUAAUUUCCAAAGUGCACCUAACAAUAAACAUGUUGCUCAUGGUGGAAAAUCAGAGUCCAAAUGGACUGAUGGAGGUUUCCUCUAAGAGUAGCAGAUGCCACAACUUCUGGUAAUUAUUUUCCCUUCCAAAAUUGAUUUCAACCAGAUUACAUCUUGGAAGGAUUCGUCUCUGAAACUAGUUGAUGUAUGUAGCAUUACGAACAUGAUUGGUUAAUUGCCUCUCAUGUUCAAGAAACAAGGAAUGAUGGAAACAGAACAAACUGUUCUGAUGACCAUUAUUUUUCAAGGUUACAACUUUUAGCUUACAUUUGGAUUUGUAAAGACCAUAGUUGUAUUUACUAUUUUUCUGCAUUUUGGUCGUGUAUUUAGGAGAUUGUCUUUAAUCGUGUACCAUUUAUUUGUGUUGUAUACAGCUGCAUAAUAUAU
Messenger RNA from Solanum verrucosum, 1874 nucleotides. Its product is annotated as probable ADP-ribosylation factor GTPase-activating protein AGD6. Gene Ontology annotation, biological process: vesicle-mediated transport. Lineage: Eukaryota; Viridiplantae; Streptophyta; Magnoliopsida; Solanales; Solanaceae. The record is from RefSeq and is a predicted model, not a curated record. Gene Ontology annotation, molecular function: GTPase activator activity. The transcript is spliced from 3 exons. Bases 154 to 1533 code for a protein of 459 amino acids.